Molecule: messenger RNA, 4927 nt
Organism: Esox lucius (northern pike)
Lineage: Eukaryota; Metazoa; Chordata; Actinopteri; Esociformes; Esocidae
Gene: mamdc4
Product: MAM domain containing 4
Exons: 29
Coding region: 667-4314 (1215 amino acids)
Cellular component (GO): membrane
Molecular function (GO): protein binding
Source: RefSeq, a predicted model, not a curated record
CGGUCAUGGAGUCAUAAAACUGUUAUUAAGUUGAGCAAUGUGCUGCAACACAGGGGAAAUAAAACGUCCUAUCUUUCCAAUUCUCCAGAUACUCCUGAUACCAUCUGUCUAUCUUUUCACUGUAAAGUUCAUAGCUUUGGCAGCUAUUAAACUUGAAAUUGCGAAUCAUCUGUACAUGCAUAACUAUAAAUGAGGGUAUCAGAUGAGGCGACCUGAACUUGGUGAACUGAAAUGCAUUCACUUCUGAUGUUUCCAUCCGGUUACUCUGCUGGCGGGCCAAUCCAGGUCAGACAUGUACGAGCUGUCACACUCCCAUCACAUUAUGUUUAGACACUGUAUUCUGCAAGAACACGCAACAUGUUUAGGCACAAAAUAUGCCAGUAUGGGUCACAGCUGAUUUAAAUGAUGUAUCUAAUUAAUAUACAGUAUUCUGUUUACACAAGGUAAAUUCAAGAGCAAAGAUAAAUGUGUUUAACAUAAUAUUAAGUACUGUGCCAUGUCCCUGUCGAGUUGUACAAUUUGCUGUUUUACAACUAAAGGCAGACCGAUGUACGCAGGUGGAUUAAAGUCCAGCUGUUAUCUGUCAGUGUGAGAGAGAGCAGAGCAGGGGAAGUCACGGUCUCUUAAGUGGUUAGAAGGUGUGCAGACCUUAUCCGCAGGUCCAACAUGGGAUUACACAGACAAUUAUUAGACCUGGUUCUAAUAUUGACCUUUCACUGGGUGAUUGGCACACAGAGGAAUGCUUGCCAGGCCCCAGAGAUGAAGUGUGACUUUUUCUGUGACUGCACAGACUGCAGCGAUGAGAAGAACUGUGGCUAUGAAGGGAAGGAGAUGGUGUGUGACUUUGAGAACCCAGACAUGUGUGGCUGGCAGGAUCAGUCCUUGGAAAAGGGCUACAUGUGGGAAAGGCGUCAGAGAGGGGACAGACUGCCUGACAGCGGACCCUCCUCUGACUUCACCACUGGGACAGGCACAGGAUGGUUUAUGGGAGUGACCAAAAUAUUAAACACAGAGCCAGUCAGGACUGCUGUGAUGGUUUCUCCAAUGAUGAAACAGUCUUCUCCAUCAUGUCGAAUGCUCCUCCGAUACUUCAUGUGGGACUCAGGCCACACAGGGUUCGGGUCAGCCCCUCUCUGGGCCUCUGUGGUUAGGGCGGACAACCGGGAGGCCGUGGUGUGGCGUCCUGAGAGCACCAGCGUGCGGAGCUGGAGGGAGGCGACCAUCUACCUGGGACGUAUCCCCACUGCCUUCCAGAUCCGCCUUCACUCCAGACGCGCAGAGGGGCGGAGUGGAGACGUGGCCAUCGAUCAGCUGCAGUUCCUGGACUGCGCCCUGCCGUUGCCGGUGGAGUCAUGUGCUGCUGGGUUACACAAGUGUAACAGCAGCGGCUGUGUGGAACAGAGUCAGGUCUGUGACCGCACGGAUGACUGUGGAGACAAAACUGACGAGAUGAACUGCGGAGAGUACUGGGGUUGUGACUUUGAGGAUGGAGUGUGCAACUGGGACCUGAGAACUCUCUCUGAUCUGAAGUGGACUCGGACCAGUCAGACCGACAUCUCCACGACGGACCCUAACAAAGGGCCUGGUAGAGACCACUCCAGCAACGCCGCAUCAGGUCACUUCCUGUAUGUCACUGUACCUAAAGAGGGGUUAAAAUCUGAUUGGACAUCCUUUCAAAGCCCACUUCUAGAACCCACCAAUAUGACACAUCCUUGUAAGAUGGUGAUGUACACCCAUCAGUUUGGGCCCAGGUCUGGAGGUCUGUCUGUGCUGGUGGCAGGCACUGAGAUCUACCCGGUUUGGCAGAGGGGGGGUGCCCUAGGGGACCUCUGGGUCAAGGCUGAGGUUGAGAUUGUCAGCAACACCAGCUUCCAGCUCGUGUUUGUGGCAGCAAUCCGAGACAAAGAGUAUGGAGGGGUUGCCAUAGACAGCAUUAUGAUGUCACCUAACUGCCGUAUCUCUGAAGGAAAUGGCACAUUAGCCAAUUUCCCCGAUCCUCCUGGGCAUCCUUGUACCAGUGAUACCAGUAAGAUCUGUGACUUUCAUGAAGACUGUGUGGAUAAAGAUGAUGAGGCCCGGUGUGGGGACUUCUCCUAUGAGAAAGGUAGCUCUGGAUGGACAGACAGCAGUGUGGGGAGACAACAGUGGAUGCUGAAUGACACCACCCAAGAAAAGUACCUGUAUGUAGCUAAAGCCCCAGGGCAGCAGUUCACUGAGGCCCAGACACGCACACCUCUACUGGGGCCCUCUGGUCCAGCCUGCACCCUCCAAUUCUCCUACUCCCUGACCAGCAUGAACAACCACACCGGUGAGCUGUCCAUCCGAGUGAUUGACAGUCUUUUGGGCAGUCAGCCCAGACUGUGGGAGGUCAGUGGGAACACAGGAUCAGUAGAGGGGGUCUACCAGCAGGCCCAAGUGAUCAUCGGAGCCAGGGAACACCGCUUUCAGUUGGAGUUUCUGGCUCGUGCCAGGAUGUUGUGUCCAUGUGCCAGAUUAACAGUGAAGGAUGUUCGUUUCAUCAACUGUCACGCUCAGUAUUUUCCGUCCUCCCCUACAGAUCUGUCAUGUAACUUUGAAGAGGGACUGUGUGGCUGGUACCAGGAUCAAACAGACAACUUUGACUGGAGAUUGCUCACAGGGAUGGACCAUUCCAUUGGUGUUGGUAACAGCUUUGCUGUAGACGUGUGGAGCCCCUCGUUAAGGGGUCUGUCUGGCCGGCUGUUAUCAUACCGUCUACAGCAGACCUCUGGCGAACACUGUCUGUCCUUCUAUUAUAAACUCUAUGGACCAGACACCGGUGCACUGAGCGUUAAGACGCGUGUUCCUCAUGGUGGUGAGAGUCUGUUGUGGACUCGUAGUGGCGCCCACGGCAACGUCUGGCACGAGGGACUCUGUCCAGUACCUGAGCAGCUAACUAGCUUCCAAUUGGUUUUCGAAGCAGCGCGCUCUGGCUUCGAUGGCCGGGUGGCACUAGACGAUGUGGCGUUUGUGAAGCGCCCGUGCACCGCGCCUAGGAUGUGCUCCUUCGAGGGUCAGCGCUGUGGCUACACCACCACCAGCAGUGCCCGCUGGCUCCACACGAACUGGAAGUCGUCCAAAACCGGGCCAAAAACAGACCACACGCUGGAGACAGAGACCGGAUACUACAUGAUGGUGGACAGUGAUGUGGAGAUCCUCCCAGAGGGCAGUGUGGCUGCCCUCACAUCCCCUGUGCACAUUGGUGUGGCGCGAACAGAGUGUGUCUACUUCUGGUACCACAUGGGGGGAGAGAAUCCAGGUUCACUGACUGUGUACAUGAAGCCUGUGAAAGGAGAACGGGUGAAGAUCUUCUCCAACAGUCUGGAACAGGGUGACACCUGGCGCCAUGGCAACGGCAACAUCAGCAGCACCACCACAGACUGGCAGUUGGAGUUUGAGGUGCAAGGAGCAGGUGGCAAAGGCACUCACGUAUCAGUUGAUGACAUCACCUUGUCCAACCACCCUUGUCCAUCGCCAGGUACCAAGUGUGACCUGGAGAGUGGCCUGUGUGGAUGGACUAACACUCAGAACCCUGAGCUUGACCAGUUGGACUGGGAGCUGAGCAGUGCUGAAGCAGAGACCCACUACACCACCCCGAACCAUGACCAUACCCUAGGGAACAACAGAGGUCAUUUCCUGUUCCUCCCCAGCAGCACCAGGGACACAGCCAAUUACAAAGCCUGGUUGCUGAGUCCUCAUCUUCCCUCCACUAAAGGCACCUGCCUUCGAUUCUGGGCGUACAAACCAGUAACUUAUGGUAGUCAUCUGAAAGUGUUCAGGUGGUCUAAAGGCAUACUAGAACAGCUGCUGACUGUGAAGGAGGUGGGAGCCGUUUGGAAACGCUUCGAUGUUGACAUUACCUCUAUUGACGAGUAUCAGAUUGUAUUUGAGGGUUUCAAAGGAGAAACAGGAGUCUUGGCUCUCGAUGACGUCGACUAUGACAUUGGAUUCAACUGUGCCGGCGAAGCAAGAGACCCACUGACAACCACAGCAAAGCCAGACAACAGUGGGGGUAUUGCUGCUUCCGUCAUCGUGUUACUGCUUCUACUGGCCUCUCUGGGUGCCUUGCUCUACUUCUACCUGCGCCUCCAGGAAGAAAAAAAAGCAAUGCCUAAGUCUGUGGACCAUCCAGCAUCAGCUCAAGCAGGGUUCAUUAACGAUGUAUAUGACUCAAGCGUCCCACAGAACCGAGUGACUGUGCCUCCAGUUCAGACACAAACAGCAGUGGAGGUUUUCAAUAAUGACAGUUUCGUCCCUGACUCCACGGACUCAGUCAGGGAGAGGCAGGUCGUUUAGGUAGGGAGGUGGAACUCUACGGCCUAGUGGUGGCUUUGUGAACUUAAGGCAAUAUCACAGUAGAACUAUACUUGUCAUCUUGCAACUGACGCAGAAAUGCGCACACACACAUACACACACCUCCAUAGCGAUUGUAGAUUCGACUGACUGGGUCCUGCAGUCAGUUUUUUCUCUUGGUGGACAGUCAUAUAGUUUAAGGUCAAGGGAUAAUGUUAUGUGAUGGCUUACUGCAUGAAGAUCUAAUGGCCCUUCUUCAGAAACAAAGACACAUUACUAUGGUUAAUCCACAACUUAGAAUUGUAAUUCCACUACUUACUUAGAUGUAGUAGAAAAUUGUUAACACAGUGGCAAUUUAACUUGAAAUCCUAUCGACUACAGAGCUGGUUUUGAUGGCAUUGGGCACAUAUUGACACAUACAUGGUCUUGGUGAUUUGGAUACUUACACAGUUUUGGGGGAUUUGUUUAGGUUGACAGCACCACUUGGAUAACCAGUUGCUAAACAAUCCGGAAUGUAUCUUUAAGAUAAUGUUUUGAGAUUAUUAAUAUUGUAUUAAAAAAGAAAAUCCCAUGUACCACAUUGUUAAACAUUUUUUAUAAAUACUUAUGUAUGUUU